GUCGGCAUCUACAGAAUCGUCCUCCACUGUUACACUCUCCAGUGCAUCGCCUACUACCCCUACAAUGACUACACCCUCCACGUCAGCAUCUACAGGAUCGUCGUCUACUAUUACACUUCCCACUGUGUCGACUUCAACGACAACCAGAACCUCACCAACAACACCGACAUUGCCUACACCAUCGUCUACACCCUCCACGUCGACAUCUACAGAAUCGUCCUCCACUGUUACACUCUCCAGUGCAUCGCCUACUACCCCUACAAUGACUACACCCUCCACGUCAGCAUCUACAGGAUCGUCGUCUACUAUUACAUUUCCCACUGUGUCGACUUCAACGACAACCAGAACCUCACCAACAACACCGACAACACGAUCGCCUACACCAUCGUCUACGCCCUCCACGUCGGCAUCUACAGGAUCGGCCUCCACUGUUACAAUUUCCACUGCAUCGCCUACUACCCCUACAAUGACUACACCCUCCACGUCAGCAUCUACAGGAUCGUCGUCUACUAUUACACUUCCCACUGUGUCGACUUCAACGACAACCAGAACCUCACCAACAACACCGACAACACCAUCGCCUACACCAUCGUCUACGCCCUCCACGUCGGCAUCUACAGAAUCGUCCUCCAUUGUUACACUCUCCACUGCAUCGCCUACUACCCCUACAAUGACUACACCCUCCACGUCAGCAUCUACAGGAUCGUCAUCUACUAUUACACUUCCCACUGUGUCGACUUCAACGACAACCAGAACCUCACCAACAACACCGACAACACCAUCGCCUACACCAUCGUUUACACCCUCCACGUCGGCAUCUACAGAAUCGUCCUCCACUGUUACACUUUCCACUGCAUCGCCUACUACCCCUACAAUGACUACACCCUCCACGUCAGCAUCUACAGGAUCGUCGUCUACUAUUACACUUCCCACUGUAUCGACUUCAACGACGCCCAGAACCUCACCAACAACACCGACAUUGCCUACACCAUCGUCUACACCCUCCACGAUCGUCGUCUACUAUUACACUUCCCACUGUGUCGACUUCAACGACAACCAGAACCUCACCAACAACACCGACAACACCAUCGCCUACACCAUCGUCUACACCCUCCACGAUCGUCGUCUACUAUUACACUUCCCACUGUAUCGACUUCAACGACGCCCAUAA
This is a messenger RNA of Anopheles gambiae (African malaria mosquito), 1171 nucleotides long. RefSeq names its product mucin-2-like. NCBI's taxonomy places the organism in Eukaryota, Metazoa, Arthropoda, Insecta, Diptera, Culicidae. The record is from RefSeq and is a predicted model, not a curated record. The transcript has 3 exons. Bases 65 to 1171 code for a protein of 368 amino acids.